Penicillium brasilianum is the source of this 1083-nucleotide messenger RNA. Lineage: Eukaryota; Fungi; Ascomycota; Eurotiomycetes; Eurotiales; Aspergillaceae. The record is from the annotation of a GenBank genome assembly.
AUGGUCUCUAUUCUGCCAUUCAUUGGUUGGGCGGUUCUUCCCAAUUAUGCCACAAGCUUCCUCCACAAUGUCUACUAUGGGAUCACUAUUCGUGCGGGUGACCCUCGUCCUAUGCCCCAGACACCCCGCUUCGAGCGCGAUCGCCGUCGCAUCUUUAUCUUCGUGAUCAUCAGCUACCUUCUCUAUACGCUCUACGAGACCUUCCACCAAGUACAAGUCGCGGGCGACUACUACAAAGUGCUAGGCGUAUCACCCUUUGCCGACGAGCGCACGAUCAAAUCCCGAUUCCGCAAGGUCGCAGGCCAGUUCCAUCCAGACAAGGUCGGACUCGACAAUGGAGCCGAAGCUCAGUUCAUCUUCCUGAGACGGGCUCAGGAGACACUGGCUGAUCCGGUGAAACGGUUCGCGUAUGACCGUUUCGGGCCUGAUAUGCUGGAAUGGGGAGAGCAGAAGACCAUGCGCGACUUUCUAAAUGCCUCGCUGUCCCGCGCAGUCAUCCCGCAGUAUAUCGGAGGUUUCGCGACGAUGAUCGUGCUGAACUGGUUAUGGUGGGCGAAUUGGGGACGCUACUGGCGCUUCUUCACCUUUGCCGCCCUGCUCACCCUCGAACUUGCCCUAAUCACCCACCCGCAAGCCGUCUUCAUGCCAACAUCCUACCUCCCAUCUUCCCUCCGCACCGUGAUCCGCACUUGGAUCCCCGAAGAACAAUCUUUCUACCUUCUCCCCUUUCAAAUACUCACUCUCGCCCGUCGCGCUUCCAUAACCCUCCACAUCUUUAUCUCGCAAAUGGCCCCACGUGGUUCCAACGCCAGCGCCAACAACGGCGAGAAGGUCUCCCCGCAAACGAUGCAGCGCUUGGGCCAGCUCGUGCAGACAGCGCGGGGAACGGACUUUGAGGCCACUCGGUUGAUGCAGCUGGGGCUUGCGCCGUUCCGGGGGGAUCGUGAGAGUGUUUCUGCGCUGCGACGGGGGAUGAAGGAGGGGCUGAUUCUUGGGGGAGUACGGUCUAGUCCGGAGGUGCAACGGGCCGUUGCGGAGGUUAUGGAGAGGAGGAAGGCUGGGAAGGAGGAUAAGGUUGAUUAA